Molecule: messenger RNA, 1732 nt
Organism: Drosophila persimilis
Lineage: Eukaryota; Metazoa; Arthropoda; Insecta; Diptera; Drosophilidae
Gene: abo
Product: DET1 homolog
Exons: 2
Coding region: 6-1661 (551 amino acids)
Biological process (GO): positive regulation of proteasomal ubiquitin-dependent protein catabolic process; protein ubiquitination
Cellular component (GO): cullin-RING ubiquitin ligase complex; nucleus
Molecular function (GO): ubiquitin-like ligase-substrate adaptor activity; ubiquitin protein ligase binding
Source: RefSeq, a predicted model, not a curated record
UAAUAAUGACAGCAUACAACCUGCGUCUGCAGUCACAAAAUCUCGUGCAUAUGCUGCAGAAUCGUGAAUCGUGUUACACCAGAGUCGGCAGCAAGUUCAAUCAAAGCCCAUACCUUACUUAUGAGCGAGGGUUCUACAAAUGUAUCACUCCCUGUCUUACAAUAGAUUAUGUGGCAGUGCCACUUGUUUAUCUACGCAAGUUUACCCCUGACGGAAGCAAGCUCUUGGCAUUUUCUCACGAUCAGAGAAGCUUACAUAUUUACAAAUAUAAAGGCUUCGGCGCAUCGGGCGUGGGAGAACUAAUUUCCGAAGUCGGAGAAACCGAGUGCUACAUUGCCGGAAACAGAGGCCCCGGCACACUAAAAAACACGAUAUUUGAUCGACUAUUCGCAACAAAUGAUGUUAGAAUUCUGCGCUUGUGCCAGGGCGAUUAUGGGCGCUUCUAUUUGCACCGUGAAUUUAGUGUUUUCUUGGAAAACGGACGUUAUGUUCUUCUCGCAGCAAUGUGCAUCCUGCAUGGAGCGUUGGCAACAGCGGAUUAUAUAAGCUAUCCGGAUCUGUUUGACAAACUAGACGCAUUCUCAUACAUAUUUUUUGUUGUGGAUUUGGUAUUGGGCGUAGUCACUGACAGACUCUUCCUGCCGCAAGAUUCAAUCGUUAUUGGACAUAAUCACGGCAUUUCGGUCCAUGACUCCUUGGUAGCGAUCAUGUCGAGGUUAUAUCAGUGCAUAUAUAUAUAUGAGGUGGUCGCUGGCCGCCUUGUCAAACGAGAGACAAUUGGUCCUCGGCCGAGGGGCUUUAUCGAUGAAGUUUCUUCAGAUAUAGGUGUUUUGGACGCCAAUACAAUUUUGCCAAUUACACACAUAAAACAACGCGUACUGAGUUUUUUAUAUCGACAAAUUGAUGCAAACAGCUCCAGAUCAAGUCAAAGAUAUCAGGAUUUCUACAAGAACUUCGACUUUUUGGAGCAUAUGAUAAUGGAAAAGAUGCAAUUGGUUAACAGUGACCUGAUCUUGUUGCGUUUUGAAGAACGACCAAAAGACAAUGAUAUUACGCCGCUGUUAACGUUGGGCGAGAUCCCCACUCCUCGCCGUUUUUAUGUUUUCUACACCAUACUUGGCGAGCAAGUUAUGGGAGUCUAUCAAGACGAUUCUGUGGAGCUGCUUCAAAUUAUACUGCAAUUCUAUGACCAAAUGCGUAACGUGCGUUCACUGCAUACUGGAGAUGCACCAUCGUUGCCGCCGCAAUUUUUCCUGAAGCAGAACUUUGUAGAUGCCAACAAAACGAUUAAUUUUAUGCGACAAGCAGCGUUGAGGUUUAAUCCAAGCGUUCCCGUUAGUACUCAGAGCUAUUCACCAUCGCCAUAUCUAAAAUACAAUGAAUUUAGCUACGAUGAUCGGCUCAUUUCUCCGCUGGAGCGUCCAAAGCCGUGCUCUGCCGAACCUAUUGUUUUUCGGGAUCGAACCACAAAGCUAGUUAAGUUUCGAUUGAGCGCAAAGGCGCGAAGGCAAAACAAUCCGCUGGCUCCACGCGAACUAUGUGCCUUUAUAUGCCAUCCUUUCGAACCUCUUAUACUUAGCAUACAGAAGUAUUCGCAUAUUUACGCAUACAACAUACACCUUUACAAUCACAAUACUGUUGUUGUACCAGAGAGUGCCUGAUGAAACGAAAUGUAAAUGUGAUUUUUCCUGCCCGUGCAAGAAUAUAAAUAAAAUAUAUAAUGUGAUUUUUA